Juglans regia (Persian walnut) is the source of this 2282-nucleotide messenger RNA. RefSeq names its product cyclic nucleotide-gated ion channel 1-like. NCBI's taxonomy places the organism in Eukaryota, Viridiplantae, Streptophyta, Magnoliopsida, Fagales, Juglandaceae. The transcript has 8 exons. The record is from RefSeq and is a predicted model, not a curated record. The coding region runs from base 207 to 2222 and encodes 671 amino acids.
UUCUGCAUCUUCAAUAUUGCAGCUCACUCGUAAUUUGAUGCAGCAUCUAAGGCACUUUCUGUCACUUAUUCAUGCUUUAAUCUAAAUCCUCUUCUUGUUUCCUCGAUCGCUCCAACUUUAUGUGCAGAAGUGCACCAAAUCCGGAAUUUCUGGAUACUAAGAGAAGUUCGCGGUGUUGAAAGAUUGGGACUUUGUAAGCUUUAGUUAUGAGUCGUCGUUGGAAUUCUCAAGGAAGCGGGCGGGUAAACGACGUGGAUAUUGAGCGGCAAGCUCCCAAGAAUGAUGGUACUGGUUCAGAUAAAAAGACGACAAUAAAAAUGGCAAUUGGGCAGGCCGUCAAUUACCCUUUGAUGAUAAAAAUUAUUUCAAAAAUGAAGGAAAUCAUCUCAAAAAUGCCGUGGUGGUUCCAGUACUUCCAUUGGGAUGUGAUGUUUUUAGUGUUGUGCGUAGUUACAGUAGCAGUGGACCCUUUGUUCUUUUAUCUUCCUGUCAUCAACGAGGCUACCAAAUGCAUUACUAUAGAUACCACUUUGGAAAUCACUGCUAUUUGUGUGCGAUCGUUCCUGGAUUUGGUUGCUUUUGGGAAUUUGGUUGCACGCAGGGAUUACAUGAUGAGUUCAGACUACGUAAUUAACAUUCUCGCCAUUCUUCCAGUUCCUCAGGUUCUAGUGCCACUUAUGUUUUCUGAAAUGAGCGGUUCAAAAUUUCGGAACAUAAGGAGAUUCCUAAAUGUAGUUGUUCUUUCGCAAUAUGUGCCAAGAAUUCUCCGUAUCUACAGAUUGUGGAGGAAAGUCAACGAGACUAUCAUCCUACCCAAAAGUAUCCCCUCAACUACUAGUACUAGUACUGUUAAAGCAGUGAACGCAGAAGGGUACAAGAAUAUGAUGAAGAAUAUCCCACCCAAAGGUUUUAUAGUGAUGAAAGGUGGAUUCAAUCUCUUUCUGUAUCUCGUUGCCAGUCAUGUACUGGGUGCUUUUUGGUACUUCUUCUCCAUCGAACGAGAGACCACGUGCUGGCACGUGGCCUGUGAGCCGCAUCAGACAGAUAUUGGAUGUAUCGAGACUUCUUUCAACUGUGAUGCUGGUUUUGGAAAUCACACAAUUUUAAAUGAUUAUUGCUCUUUAGAAAAAAAAACAAAUACAACUCUCAGCUUUGAUUUUGGGAUAUUCCAAGAUGCCCGUCAAUCUGGUAUACUGGCGUCCAUGGAUUUUCCACGAAAGACCAUGUUUUGUUUUUGGUGGGGCCUGCGAAAUUUGAGUUCACUUGGUCAAAACCUUGAAACAAGUUCUGAUUACUGGGAAAACUGCUUCACAGUUUUAAUCUCGGUCUUUGGCUUGCUUCUGUUUUUAUACUUCAUCGGAAAUUUGCAGGUGUACAUGCAGUGGGAAGCAUCUAAUGAGUUGAAGGAGAUUUUUAACCGAUCGAAGAAAUCUAAGCAGCAUGAUAAGAUAUCUAAGCGGUUGGAGAACUCUAAUUCUAAGCUCAAGUUGGAGACAUAUAAGCGGUACUACUUGACAGAUACGGAUGAGGAGGAUAAGGCAAAGACCAUUAGAACUAAAUUACGUAGCAUCGAGUCUUGGAUAAGCACAAUCGGACUCUCUUACCAGCUAAAACACAUAAUCAAGAGCUAUGUGACACCAUUAAUACUCGAAGAUCAAAAGAAAGAUAUUGAUACAGAGAAUCCAUUCCCUCAUCUUCCCACACCACUUGGAAGAUUGAUUAAACUCCAUCUCUGCUUGCCCCUGCUAAGGACGAUGCCAAUAUUCAAAAAUGAAAGUGAAGAAUUGUUGUAUGAGAUCACUUGUAAGUUUCUCAAGCAAGUGCAGUACAAUCAAAAUAGCUACAUUGUUCGAGAGGGAGAACCACUAGAUGCGAUGAUCUUUGUGGUGAAAGGAAUUGUGUGGAUGUAUACAAGUAAUCAUGACGAUAAAACUGACUGUCUUAAGAAAGGUGACAUAUUCGGAAGAAAUCUUGUAGAAUGGGUGCUGGAAACCCCCGAACUAUCCGACCUUCCCUUAUCGACAAUGACACUCAAAUGUCAUACAAAAGUAGAAGCUUUUUGUCUUAUGGUUGGCGACCUCAAGGAUAUGAUAUCUCAAUACUGGUGGAGAUUUAGUAAGUUCCGCCACAUCACCCAGUCUGACUCGAAACAGUUGAAACAUUUUGCAGCUUCAUCCAUCCAAGCAGCAUGGCGCCGCAAUGCCAUCUUGCAUCCUCAUUAAGCACUUGAAUGAGGUUACCUAUUCUGCCCAUGUAUUUGGCUAAUGCCGCCACCACCGACA